Molecule: messenger RNA, 2194 nt
Organism: Triticum urartu
Lineage: Eukaryota; Viridiplantae; Streptophyta; Magnoliopsida; Poales; Poaceae
Source: RefSeq, a predicted model, not a curated record
CGGAGCCCAGAGCACACGCGUCCUUGCCGCUGGAUCCGGCCCGCUCAACCCCCGCCGCCGCCGUCGCGUCCGGCAUGCCCGAGCUCGCAGCCGGCGAUCCGCGCAACGGAGGAGCCGGCGGCGGUGGCUCCUUGUGCACGACGAGCUGGUGGUGCUGCUGCUGCAGAGCUGCGACGCGCUGACGCGGGUGGGACGUGCCCCCGAAGCAGCGCGAGAGGCGGCGGAGCAUGGACGGAGGAGCGUGGCGGUUCGGUCGCGCAACAGGAGGCCCAGCUUUCCGUAACCCUUGGGAUCUUCCCGUCUCGUAUUAAACGUGGCAACGGUUCGUCCCUAGAUCCCCGUAACCCCAAGCGGUACCCGGAGAUUUGCGCCCUGAUCCUGAUCGAUCAAAAGGACUCGACGCCCCCGCCGCCGCACGCCGCCGCCCCGAUCGAUCGCGCCGCCGCCCGCGCCAGGGAGAGGUGCUCAUCGCGCAUUCCGCGCCCGCUCGCCUCGCCCCCUCUGUCUGGUUCGUCUGUGCUUCCUCGGCCCCUCCUUAGCCCCCCUGCAGCUCAGGCCUGCUUCCCUCGCGGACGAAAGGCUGAUCUGAGUUGGAUCAUCCUCGGCACUCAACUUCUCUUCAGCAAUGGUGUUCUGUGCUCACUGUCAGGAUGACUGCCCGUAUAUACAGGACCCUGACAACGGGAUCACAUGUUGUGGAAUGUGCGGGAAGGUUUUUGAUGAGCACAUUUUUGAGGUUGGGCCUACUUUUGUCAAGAACUCCUCGGGACAGAGCGAAAUAGCUGGAAAAAUAAUUGAAGGCGUUGGGAGUGGCUGUUCGAUAUCCCGUGAAAGAACUGAAGCAAAAGGCAUCUCUUCAUUGCAUUUCUUAUAUCUUAUCUCAUUAUGCACACUUAGGAUUUAUGAUGCUGCUGUUGUGCAUGUCUGUGAGGCAACACUAUUUAAGCGCUUGGUAGAGUUUGAAAAUACAGAUUCUGGUAGCUUAACGAUUGAGGAUUUUUUGGCAAAGGCUGAUGAAGAGACGGUUCCAAAUUGUCCAGCCAAGUAUGGAGAAGUCCUUUGUGAGCACAAGGGUGCUGAGUAUUUUUCUCAUGGACUUUGCGAGGAAUGCCACUACAAUUUCACUGAGCUGUCAGGUGGACUGGAGGGUGGUGCUGACCCUCCAGCUUUUCAGCGAGCUGAAAAAAAAAGACAUGAUGCUGCUAAAAGAGCUAAGGAUUCUUCUGUACUCGACGCAACAUUAUGUGAGUUACAUAGUUCUGAUGUUGAGCAUAACAUCAUGAGCCCUGGGAAGAACUGUGUAGGCAAAUCUUCGACAGGUAGUUCCAGUCAAACUGCAAAUGAUUUUGAAGCUCCCAUCAAUCCUGAAGUGGAAGGUGAAAAUGGUAAAGCUGAUUCUGAUCCUGGAAAUCUUUCUGAUAUUGAUGAUGUGGAGGUUGACGGGUAUCUUCACAAUGAGGAAGAAACACAGAACAAAAAGAUUAUCUGGGAGGAAAUGAACAAAGAAUACCUAGAGGAACAAGCUGCAAAGGAAGCUUUAGCGGCUGAAUUGGCAGCGAGAGGUAUAUCUGUUGGAGAGGGACGACCGAAGAAACGGAAACGUAAGGAGGACAAGAACUCCACACCUGCUGAAACACCAGCAGAAGCAACAUGCAACAUGUUGAAACGGAAGGGACUUGGGUCAAAAAUCAAUGUUGAAGCCAUUAGUGGAUUGUACAACACUGAAGAUGAAGUUAGCAAAGCAAAUGGCAAAGAUGACCUACACUUUGACGAGGAAUAUGAACACAAUGUCGGUUAUGGUGAAACAUUUGAUGCUAGUUAUGACUAUGGUCACGAUGCUGAUUACAACUACGAAGGCUACAUUGAUGAGGGUGGUGGCGGAGGCUAUGAUGAUUGUCAUGACGCUGAUUACUAGUAGCAGUUUUCUGCAGAGUGGCAACCUGACCAAGAUCUGUUCCGACUACCAAGGCGAACUGAAAAUCUUAUUCUACCUAUACCAAGGACUUAAGUUAUAGUAGAUGCAUAAACUGACACCGAAUCUAGAUUUGUGGACCACAGUAAGACUGCUCUCUUAGAAAAAGUUUCCGGUGCAAAGUUCUAAAAAGAUGAGUAAUCCACAAUAAGACUGAAGAGACCAAUUCCUUUCCCCGGGACCAAUUUCUUUGUAUCUUUUAAAACAUCAUCUGAAAUAACA